GGUGUGCGAAUAAAUUCCAGUUUGUGUUUCAGUACGGGGACAUUGACCUAUUUAUAUCACAUCUAUAACUUGCAAGAAUUGUUUUAAAUACCUGGCCCCGCGCUACAUGUUGCCUGAAUUCACGGACACGCACUCAACUCACGCCUGAAUUCACGGACACGCACUCAACUCACGCAAGCAGAAGGUAAAAAAAGUUGCCAUUGUGAGCAGCUGUGUGCUGUAUACAGGUGACACUGUCCUUGACCUACAAUGAAGGUCAGAGUGCUGCCAUUGCUGUUGCUGGUGACGUGGAUUGACCAGGCCGUGACCGUGACCCCGCUGUUGAACCACAUGACCUAUUCACAGAUUGAAGAUUACAAGAACCACCCCUGUACACGCAGCUGUACUGACGACGGUCAACCAAUGACCUGUGACUACAACUUUCUAGUUGAGCAUUACCACACUCUGACCAAGGCUUGUUGGAACUGCCCAAUCACACCAGACGACUGUUACAGACCCCACUGUGUGUAUGCAGACGGCGGUCAGCGCGGGAUUAUCACGGUCAACCGUAUGAUGCCAGGCCCAUCUAUACAGGUGUGUGAGAACGACACGAUCAGGGUUCGAGUCCACAACAAGAUGGAGCAGUCCGAGGGCACGUCCAUACACUGGCACGGGGUCCUCCAGCACGGCACCCCCUACAUGGACGGCGUCGCCAUGGUGACGCAGUGCCCCAUCCCCGCACACUCCUCCUUCACAUACGUGUUCAAGGCCAGCACCCCCGGCACCCACUUCUGGCACGCCCACUCGGGUCUACAGCGAGCAGACGGCGUGUUCGGUCACCUGAUCAUCCGGCAGACGCCCAGCCGCGAGCUGCACAACGGCUUCUACGACCUUGACCUUCCCGAACAUGCGAUCCUCGUCACGGACUGGUGGCAGCUGGACAGCCCGCCCAGCUUUGCCAGACAUCACCAUAGCAACGGGACCAACAAGCCCACCACUGUACUCAUCAACGGGAAGGGGAGGCUGGAGUCACCCUCGGGCCCAAUCACCAAGACACCCCUCGAGGUGUUCCGUGUGACCCCGGGCAAGAGGUAUCGCUUCAGGGUUGCGAGCAACGGCAUCUUGAACUGUCCACUCACCGUCUCAGUCGACGGUCACGUGUUAGAGGUCAUCGCCAGUGACGGUCAGCCGGUCAAGCCGGUCGCUGUUAAGGCUUUUGUGAUCUUCGCGGGUGAAAGGUACGACUUCGUGUUGACAGCCAAUCAGAGCGUUGGUCAGUAUUUGCUGCGCGUGCAAGGACAGCUGGACUGUGGGCCGGCAUUCAACAACGCCACGCAGACGGCCAUUGUCAUAUACGAUGGGGCUGAGGAUAACAAGACAGUGGCUAACCCACCCCCCGUGGAGGGGAAGCUGUUGAACCCGGUCAACUCAGGCCCCACCAACACCACCAUCCUAGUCAGCGAGCUGCGGUCAAUGCGGGACGAUGACGUGGCACUGACGCGGGCACCGGAUGUCACCUUCGUUCUGGCCAUGGAUUUCAAGGCCAUCGACAACCCCAGGUUUCACAACCCUGUGUAUUAUAACACGCGCGACUUUCCUCAAGGCAAGCGCCAACUCCAGACCCCCCAGAUCAACGAUAUCAGCAACAUGCUGCCCCCCGUCCCGGCCCUCCCACAGUACAGCCAGGUGCCUCAGGACAUGUUAUGUAGUGAAGUGACCAAGGGCAAGAACUGUUCUGUCGAGUACUGUGAAUGUCUACAUCUGCUGAAGGUGCAACUGGGUCAGGUCGUGGAGAUGUUCCUCAUCGACCAAGGUCACAUCUGGAAUGCCAGUCACCCCACCCACCUGCACGGUCAUGGGUUCAGGGUACUAGCCAUGGAUAGGCUGGAUGCAUCCAUCUACGCCAAGUACGUAAUGGAUCUGGAUAAAGCAGGGAACAUAACCAGGAACUUGCGGCAAGCCCCAAUCAAAGACACAGUUACCAUCCCUGACGGCGGAUACACACUAGUUCGUUUUGUAGCGGACAACCCAGGUAUGUGGUUCCUGCACUGCCACAUUGAGUAUCACGUCGAGAUAGGGAUGGGUGUCCUAAUCCAGGUCGGUGAGCCAUCGGAGUUCCCUCCAGUUCCCAAGGGGUUCCCCACCUGCGGCAGCUGGGAACCAGAGGAACCAGAGGAACCUGGACCUAAGAGCAGUUCCCCUGCUGUGACACACCUGACAUUCGCCUGUUUGCUGUUGCUUCUAUGCUGUAUAGGUUUAAUAUUGUAACUUUAGACGAAGCUUCCACAUUGGAACUGCUAUCACCCUAUACCAGUAUAAUUCUGAUUAUGACUGUUCUAAGAUCACCAUAAGUGUAAUGGUGACUUUAAUAAGCCAUGACGUUGUAUAAAAAUUCACUUCCCCCAAAUGUAUUUCCAUUGGCAGUUAUUUCCACCAGUUGUUGUUUCCCCGUGGUUGUUACCUAUCCUUAUUACUUCCCCUUACCUUUUAUGUCCAAACUUUUGUUUCCCUUGACUUUUCCCCCACUAGUUGUUAUUCCUAUGUAGUUAUAUCCCCUUAGCUGCUAAUCCCCAAAGUUGUUAUUUCCCUGUGCUCAUUUUACUUAAUGAUUACAUAUCAUUUAUGAUGACUUAAAUUUUGAUAAAAGCACAAUUUGUUUUAUACUCAUAUGUAAAUUUUAAAUAUUUGUACAUAUAUUUUUCUACAAUUAAA
Messenger RNA from Physella acuta, 2691 nucleotides. RefSeq lists its product as uncharacterized. Gene Ontology annotation, molecular function: copper ion binding; oxidoreductase activity. The record is from RefSeq and is a predicted model, not a curated record. Gene Ontology annotation, cellular component: plasma membrane. Lineage: Eukaryota; Metazoa; Mollusca; Gastropoda; Physidae. Gene Ontology annotation, biological process: iron ion transport.